AAUUUGGUCGGAUAAAUUUUCCCACCAAAUAGAUGCAGUUGAUGUUGAUGAAGAAAGCAUAGGAGAAGAGAUUCCGCAUGGCCACCAAAAGCGCUGGAGAGGACGUUCUCCAGAGGCUGCAGACUUUAGCAGAACAUUUCCGCACCGGCAGUUCUUCUCAGUCCCUGCCGUCGCCGCCACCAACUCCGGCGGCAGUCCAAUUUACCAACCGUGCAGCUGUUCUCAUCUGCCUUUUUCUAGGCGACUACGGUGAGAUCCGCGUCAUUCUCACAAAGCGGGCCUCCACGCUUUCUUCCCACUCUGGGGAAGUUGCACUCCCCGGCGGAAAGAGGGACCCCAGUGAUGUCGAUGAUGUUGCCACAGCGUUGAGGGAGGCGGAGGAGGAAAUUGGCUUAGCCCCUGCUCUUGUUGAAGUCGUCUCUGUUCUCGAACCAUUUGUUAAUAAGAAGGGUAUGACCGUAGUUCCUGUGCUUGGCCUGUUAUCUAGCAAGAAGGCAUUCAAUCCAACUCCAAAUACUGCUGAAGUAGAUGCAAUAUUUGAUGUUCCAUUAGAAAUGUUCCUCAAGUUGCCACAGGAUGAGAAGAGAAGAGCAGUGGAGAAAGAAUGGAUGGGAUAUAAUUAUCUGUUACAUUUUUUUGACUAUGAAUAUAAGAAUGAAAAGUAUGUGAUCUGGGCUCUUACCGCUGGUAUCUUGAUCAAGGCAGCUUCAAUUGUGUUUCAGCGGCUACCUGCGUUCCUGGAGCAGCAACCCAGAUUCUGGAAUGCUUCUGCUAAUGGCAGCAAAACUUCAGACUCACAGCAGUGAAGUUAUUUGUUAUUUUGCUGCAUUAUUAACUUGUAUGCUAACAAUUGUUUAUAUCCUUUACCUUAUUCCUACAGUCUCAUUAAUCAUUAUGUUGUUGCAAAGUUAUAACGAAUCUUGUGUUGUCUUAAAAAAGCGAAUAUAUAAUUGUAGCCCAAAUAUUACACCUUUUAGCAAGCAGGCCAAUCUCUCUAUUGGCAAAUUGAUUCAAUUGAUAGCCUUUUGUGUUCUUGCUUAUUGGUUAACUGUUUACAUUCUUAUCAGGUAAGAUUACCUCUAGGAUGUAGUUUCUGAAUCCUACCGCUUCUCUAGUAGUUAUUGUUGGUUUACUAAAAUUACAUACUUUAUUUUGGGAAGCACUGCAGAAACAUAUUGUUCAAGGCUGUGCAUCUAGAGUUCUGAAUCUUCUGAUGUACUUCAGUUACCUUCUGAUAGAUCCUCUUUGCUUUCAGUCCCGUCAACUGCCAUCACUCAAUGCGAUGAAGUUGACCCAUGACACUUAUGAUGAGCUAUCUCGCCCGCACAGUAUUAAGCUCAGCUUUGCCUUUUUUACUCUCUAGCUCAAUCAAUGCCCAAUCUAAGAAUUUUUUAGUCUUAUUACUGAUUCUGGGAACUGCAAACUUGAUCUGUAGUCCAUAGAUGCAAUGGGACAAAAUGGCUUUAAGGUGGAGGUCAGGUGCUUUCUAGGAAAAGGCAUGGUUUGGUUUCUUCUUCCUUAACUGCAGUUGCAGAGAAUGGAAGCAGCUUGGACAUCAAGACCAUAAUGAAUGUGAAAUUUCUAAAACAGGUCAAGGUACCGUUUACCUCCUUGACAAUUUUAGAUGGAGAAUCUCUACUGGUUCAGUGCAAUAUGGUUCUUUGAUGCUAUACAGAGGCCUACCCUCCGUUUCGACUCUUGCAUAUGCUGUUACGAUCUGCAGCGGGAACUUUUCUUGUCGCUUGACCUUUUAUUCUUUAGAAUAAAAAUUUAAUAGAUUUGGUAGGUACAAAACAAUACUAUUUACAAAGACUCUUGGGAUACCCAUGUAUGUGGUAUUCCUUGUAUAUUUGUGGCAGAAAUUGUUGUUCCUUCCACUUUAUUAAAGGUUCUUUUCAAGAUUA
Momordica charantia (bitter melon) is the source of this 1904-nucleotide messenger RNA. NCBI's taxonomy places the organism in Eukaryota, Viridiplantae, Streptophyta, Magnoliopsida, Cucurbitales, Cucurbitaceae. The record is from RefSeq and is a predicted model, not a curated record.